Aureobasidium namibiae CBS 147.97 is the source of this 1416-nucleotide messenger RNA. RefSeq lists its product as uncharacterized. Lineage: Eukaryota; Fungi; Ascomycota; Dothideomycetes; Dothideales; Saccotheciaceae. The transcript is spliced from 2 exons. The coding region runs from base 1 to 1416 and encodes 471 amino acids. The record is from RefSeq and is a predicted model, not a curated record.
AUGGCGGAUCUCGCGCCGCUGGCCUCGUCUUUAGCCAGCAGAGAGAUUCAAAGAUCUGGCAAAUCUUGGAGUCAGAUCCUUGCGGACGGACGAAAACAACAACACAGUGGUCUGCCACGUCGUCGAAGUCGUUAUCGUUUGAGCCGCAUGGACAGCAGUAGCACGUCCGCAAGCAUACCUAUACCAGAGUCCUCCUCCGCCGAGUGCUAUGAUCCUCUGCAGAGAUACCAAAAUUCUCCACCCGAGGAUGACUACGUCUCCAUGGCGGCCGUACAGCAAGCGCUGCAAAGCAGUGAGUUCCAGGAGGUAGACCCAAAUCAUGUCAGUCAGCCCGCGGAAGCAUACUAUCCUGGUAGAGGACGUCGAAGUCGACCCGGAUCUAUCGCUAGUGUAGAGAGCGCAGCAAGUGGAUCUCCUUCGGUCCGAUCUUCGAAUUCAGCAGCUUCCAGUAUUUCUGCCAGAUCACGGUCAGCACGCAGGCGACCGCAAAGGACUCGCAAGCCCAAGACACAAUCAGACAAAGCGCAUAUCUUUAAGUGCACUUUCUGUUGUGACACCUUCUACAAAAGGUAUGACUGGUCGAGGCAUGAACGGUCAUUACAUCUGAACCUAGAGGUUUGGCUAUGUUGUCCGCAAGGAGGCUCGGUGUUCUCAGAGGCCACCGGCAGGAACCACUGUGCUUAUUGUCAAGUUUUGGAUCCUACGUUAGAACAUCUUGACAGCCACGACCACAGCAACUGUGUGAGGAGUUCACGUCGACAGUUCAACCGCAAAGAUCAUCUAGUCCAACACCUGCGACUCUUCCAUCGGCUACAAACUAUGCCCCUGAUCGACGACUGGAAGACUCAAGGCCCAAACAUCACUUCUCGAUGUGGAUUUUGUGAUCGGCGAAUGACAAACUGGGAUGAAAGAAUCGAGCAUCUAUCAGGUCACUUCCGCGCCGGACGCACCAUGAAAGACUGGCGAGGCGACCACGAAUUCGAGCCCGAGAUCGCGUCCAGAGUCACAAACGCAAUUCCACCCUAUCUAAUCGGCGACGAGACGGAAACACUCGUGCCGUUCUCUUCCACCAGUCAUGUGGCGAGAGAUCAUGUUGCGCAAAUCUCUUCGCGACUAACGGCGAUGCCUUCUGAGCCUUCUGAGCCGACGUCACCUCUGCCACUUACCCCUGAGUUGGAAGUUCCAUCGACGCAGAAUAAUAAUCUGACGUUGAAUGAGAUGGUUAUAUUCCAUCUUGGUCGAUAUGGAAGGCAGCAGUUGAGCUUGGGGAUCACGCCUACGGACGAGAUGUUCCAGAACGAGGCUCGAAGACUGCUGUACGACUCGGACGAUGCAUGGAAUCAGUGUCUUGUAGACAAUCCCGAAUGGAUGGCAGCAUUCCGACUACUGCAUGGGUGGACGAAUACAGGGGUGUGA